Molecule: messenger RNA, 807 nt
Organism: Micromonas pusilla CCMP1545
Lineage: Eukaryota; Viridiplantae; Chlorophyta; Mamiellophyceae; Mamiellales; Mamiellaceae
Exons: 1
Coding region: 1-807 (268 amino acids)
Source: RefSeq, a predicted model, not a curated record
AUGGACGAAAUCCUAAACCACGGGUACGUCGAGCCGAAGCCGCCGCCGCAUCACUCCGUGCUCUACCCGAUGUCGAGCCGCGCGGACGACGACGCGCGCGUGCUCGGCGGCGAUCUCGUCGAUGAGUUCAAACCCGAGGACAACGUGUUCGGAGACUACGGCAACGUCGUGCGCGCUCAGAAGAAGCACUACGUCGAUCACGUUGCGCAGCGCGGCGCGCUCGGCGCGGGGUUACUCCCGCCGUCGACCGCGCUCGGCGGGCACGACAUCACGGGGCAUCACAUCGAGCGCGGGACGCGCUCGCCCGCGGUCGGCGGCUUGCCUAACAUUCCCGGUCCCGGCCCGCGCGAUCCCGACGCGCCGAGGCUGCGCCGAGGCGGGGACCAGACCUGGGUGACGACCGCGCGCGCGCAGAUGGAGGGCGGGACGGAGGAGGCCGCGGGACGCGCGCGGCGGACGGGCAAGCGCAUGAUGGGAGGAGGGGGAGGGGGCGGCGGCGCGGGCGGCGGCGGCGGCGCGGGCGGCGCGUUGUCGGGACAUCCGAACGCCGGCCCGUUCGGGUACAAGCACGCCGCGCUCGCGGAGAGGAGCGACGCGCUGCACAACCAGGUCGACCGACGCGGCGGUCUGGGCCUGGAGACGACGCCGUUCCCGCCCGGCUACGGCGGGCACGUCCCCAUGUGCGACGCGAACUUGGGGGUCAUGGUGAACAAGAGCCUCGCGCCGAGGGCGGAUCGGUCGCUCCUCGUGGAGAAUCACCACGCGUCGGGCGCGGCGGUCGGGUGCACGAAGUUCGUGCGGCGGUGA